AUGAAGAAGGAUUUAGAGGAAAGAAAGAAAGAAUAUGAAGAAAAAAUUAGCCAGCUUAUGGCUAAAAACAACAAAGAGUUGAUAAAGGAAGCGGAAAGGAAAGAAGCUGAGAGAAAGAAAAGAGAAGAUGAGAGAAAGAAAAAAGAAGACGAUGAUGCCACAAAAGCAAUUGCCAUGGUGGUUGAAAAUGUAAAUGCUUCAGAGAGUGAAGCUCAAACCAUUGGUGGUAAAGGCACAAAAAGAGGAAAGAAGACAACAGCUACCAAGAAGAAGACCAUUCUAAGUAUUACUAUGGAUGAAGAACUACAAAAGAAGUUGCAUAACAUAUCAGAUUCAUACAAUCCGAGAAGAAGUACAAGAUCAAUAGUGAAAGUGCAACAAAAUGUUUGUGCUGAAGUAGUUAGCAAAGAAGAAUUUGAAGGCAAAGAUGUUUCUGGAGUUACUUCCAAAGUAACAAAUACUCCAAAGAAAAGGAAAGCGGUUGAGAAAGAAGAUGAGGAUGAGCCUUUGGAUGUUGAGAUAAUAAAAAUAAAAAAACAAAAAGGAGUUGAAAAAAAAGCACCUGUUAAGGGAAGAAUUCUUCCUCUUAGGAGUGCAUUGAAAAGAAAUAAGAAAAAUGAUAUUGAAGAAGUGAAAGAAGAACAGAAAACAGGUAUUACAUUUAACAUUGUUCAAAGUUUUUUCAAGGAACGUUCAUUUGGUUAUCAUAAAAUGUUAUUUUUGUUUGGAUAAAAAUUCUUUCUGUUUUUAUCUCACAGUUAUUCAAACUAUUUGGUUAUAUGUUCAAAGUUUUUCUCCAUCAUGUUCAAAAGUUUUCUAUAUUAAGUUCAAAGUUUUCUCCAUUAUGU
Spinacia oleracea (spinach) is the source of this 848-nucleotide messenger RNA. Its product is annotated as vicilin-like seed storage protein At2g18540. NCBI's taxonomy places the organism in Eukaryota, Viridiplantae, Streptophyta, Magnoliopsida, Caryophyllales, Amaranthaceae. The record is from RefSeq and is a predicted model, not a curated record. Bases 1 to 732 code for a protein of 243 amino acids. The transcript has 3 exons.